Molecule: messenger RNA, 1275 nt
Organism: Octodon degus (degu)
Lineage: Eukaryota; Metazoa; Chordata; Mammalia; Rodentia; Octodontidae
Gene: Med19
Product: mediator complex subunit 19
Exons: 5
Coding region: 292-1023 (243 amino acids)
Biological process (GO): positive regulation of transcription by RNA polymerase II
Cellular component (GO): mediator complex
Molecular function (GO): transcription factor binding; transcription coregulator activity
Source: RefSeq, a predicted model, not a curated record
AAGCGGGACCAAGACUUCAUUGGCCCACCUAGCCGUCGCUUUUCUAACCUAAGUCAUUUAAUUGGCUAGUAACUUUGACGAGCCCCUAUGAGAGACAAUUUAAUAAGGUUAGCAAGCACUUCCUGGACGUCCUCAGGGAGCGACGGAAGUAGUCGCCCGAGGAGAAUAGGCGUGGCCCACUGUAUCCAAUCACCGGAGGGCCCUAUAGGAACAGGGCGGUGCCCACGCAAAGGACUGCCCAAUGAAAAUCACUAGCAUCCUACACAAGAGUAGUGUCGGGCCGAGUGGACGAUGGAGAAUUUCACCGCGCUGUUCGGAGCUCAAGCUGACCCACCACCGCCCCCAACAGCACUCAGCUUCGGACCAGGAAAGCCUCCACCCCCACCGCCUCCUCCUCCGGGCGGGGGACCCGGCACGGCGGCUCCCCCUACCGCAGCCACGGCUCCCCCAGGCGCAGACAAAUCAGCGGCGGGCUGUGGCCCCUUCUACCUAAUGAGGGAACUACCAGGUAGCACGGAGCUCACGGGCAGCACCAAUCUGAUCACACACUACAACCUAGAGCAGGCCUACAACAAGUUCUGCGGUAAGAAGGUCAAGGAGAAGCUGAGCAACUUCCUGCCGGACCUGCCAGGGAUGAUUGACCUGCCCGGUUCCCAUGACAACAGCAGCCUCCGCUCCCUCAUUGAGAAGCCCCCUAUCCUGGGUGGCUCCUUUAAUCCCAUCACAGGGACCAUGCUUUCCGGCUUCCGGCUCCACACUGGCCCGCUGCCGGAGCAGUGCCGCCUCAUGCACAUCCAGCCUCCCAAGAAGAACAAGCACAAGCACAAGCAGAGCCGCACCCAGGACCCGGUGCCCCCUGAAACACCGUCAGACUCAGAUCACAAGAAGAAGAAAAAGAAAAAAGAAGAAGACCCGGAACGCAAAAGGAAGAAGAAAGAGAAGAAGAAAAAGAAGAGCAGACACAGCCCCGACCACCCGGGCAUGGGCAGCUCCCAGGCCAGCAGCAGCAGCAGCCUCCGCUAGCAGGACAAGCCACCUGCCGGGGGGACGUGACGCUUCUUCCUGUUCAGCAGCCCUGGAGCUGGAGUGGGAACCCCGACCGGCCAGCGGGCCUGGGCGGGGGCAGGCUGUUUCUGCAAGCCUCGCCCAGCCACUUCCUGUUGGACUACUCUUCCUCACCCACAAGCAUUUUGUUUCCUUUUCUUUUCCUUUGUGCAAUUUGUCUGAUUCAGGACUUGUUAGGGUUUUUCACUAAAAAAAAGUUGAAUUAUCAAA